This is a messenger RNA of Lynx canadensis (Canada lynx), 594 nucleotides long. Its product is annotated as cytochrome P450 4F11-like. Lineage: Eukaryota; Metazoa; Chordata; Mammalia; Carnivora; Felidae. Gene Ontology annotation, molecular function: oxidoreductase activity, acting on paired donors, with incorporation or reduction of molecular oxygen; heme binding; iron ion binding. The record is from RefSeq and is a predicted model, not a curated record.
AUGGAUCAGAGUGAGACAAAGAAGGACAAGGAAGGGAAAGAGAAAGGAGCCGCAGUGAAUAUAUUGCUGCCAUCUUGGAGCUCAGCGCCCUUGUGGUUGAAACGGCAGAGGCAGAUCUUCCUGCACCCGGACUUGCUGUACUACCUCACCCCUGAUGGGCGGCGCUUCCGCAGGGCUUGUGACCUGGUGCACAACUUCACAGAUGCCAUCAUCCAGAAGCCGCGCUGCUCCCUCAAUACUGAGGGCUCCGAUGACUUCCUCAAGGCCAAGGCUAAGGCCAAGACUUUGGACUUCAUUGAUGUGCUCCUGCUGGCCAAGGAUGAAGAUGGGAAGGAACUGUCCCAUGAGGAUAUCCGAGCUGAAGCUGACACCUUCAUGUUUGGGGGCCAUGACACCACAGCCAGUGGUCUCUCCUGGGUCCUGUACAACCUUGCGAAGCACCCAGAGUAUCAGGAGCGCUGUCGGCAGGAGGUGCAAGAGCUCCUGAGGGACCGUGAGCCUAAAGAGAUUGAAUGGGAUUCACAAGUGGUCUUUGAGGGUAAAAAAGUUACCCAUUGCUUGGUUCAGUAAACAUGUCUACCUUCCCGGCCCUUC